Nicrophorus vespilloides is the source of this 7169-nucleotide messenger RNA. RefSeq names its product tyrosine-protein phosphatase Lar (gene Lar). Gene Ontology annotation, biological process: protein dephosphorylation. Bases 397 to 6615 code for a protein of 2072 amino acids. The transcript is spliced from 22 exons. Gene Ontology annotation, molecular function: protein binding; protein tyrosine phosphatase activity. Lineage: Eukaryota; Metazoa; Arthropoda; Insecta; Coleoptera; Silphidae. The record is from RefSeq and is a predicted model, not a curated record.
AAUUAAAAGAGAAAGAGAAAAAAACUAAACAAAAUGUGGUCGCGUAGAUGAUGAUUAUGAUGACGGUGUGUGAAUUAUGGAUGCGACGCAUAGCAGAAGCACCAAAUUCAUGUCGAAUCACCGCAAGAAAUGAUGUUGUUAGUAAAUCUAUAGUUGAAUCGUUUCAAGAGAUGAUCGGUGCGCUGUUUUAAACAAAAUAUUAUAGUAAUCCAUUUAAAAAAUUGUGUAUGAAACCUGUGAUUCGAAGUAGUUGUUGUAGUUAUGAAUGUGUUUUGGUGUGUUGUGACUUGCCUUUGAUGAUGAUGUUGGCGAGAUGAGCGCCUGAAGAUUGUUUUUCUAUCUUCGGAGAGGCGCUUCUUGUGGAAGAGGAGGAAGAGGAGAAAACGGGGUUUGCUUAUGCAUUUUUGUUUAUUAUUCCUACACAGGUUGAUGAUGAUGCCCCCCCAUAAGGGCGCAGGAGCCCCUCUGCUGGCCGCACUUUUUAUUUUGAUUGCGACCGGCCAAGUUUUCGCAAGUGACGGCAACUACACAGAUAUGAAUAUUAUGAAUAUUAACAUCCAAUAUUUGACACAUCCGCCGGAAAUCAUGAUGAAGCCGCGGAACCAGCAAGUCAAGGCCGGAGGCAUAGCGUUCUUUUAUUGCGCCGCCAGGGGCGAUCCAGCUCCUGUCAUCCAAUGGAGGAAGAACGGCAAGAGGGUUUCAGGGACACAAUCUCGUUAUCAGGUGAAAGAUUUCACCGAUGGUGGAGCUCUUCUAAGGAUUGAACCAGUCAAGGCUAGCAGGGACGACGCCACCUACGAGUGCGUCGCAGAGAAUGGAGUUGGGGAUGCUGUCAAUGCGGAGGCGACGCUCGUGGUUUUCGAAGCCGAUAAACUUCCGCCUGGAUUCCCGAAGAUAAGACAGCCUCCGUCGGCCAAUAAAGUGGUGGAAGUGGGUCACAGCACGGUGCUGUCGUGUGAUGCCACCGGAGAUCCGGCUCCUAGGAUCACCUGGGUCCGAAACAUGCUUCCCAUAGACACUAGCAAUAAUCCACGGUACUCCAUAAGGGAUGAAAUGCCAGGUGCUUUGCAAAUAACGAAUAGUGAAGAAAAUGACCAAGGAAAGUACGAGUGCGUAGCAGAAAACUCGAUUGGAACGGAAUAUUCCAAAUCAGCUCAAUUAUAUGUUAAAGUUCGUAGAGUUCCUCCUAAUUUUUCGAAGCCCCCGCAGCCGGUGAACGAGGUGAUGCUGGGAGCCGACCUGAAUUUGACCUGCGUCGCAGUCGGAUCUCCGAUGCCUUUUGUUAAAUGGAGGAAGGGUGCGUCGCAGGACCUUACGCCCGACGACAACCUUCCCGUCGGCAUCAACACCCUGCAGCUGAAGGACAUCCAAGAAUCGGCCAAUUACACAUGCGUAGCCGUCAGUACUUUGGGCUUAAUCGAAGCCACCGCUCAAGUUAAAGUACAAUCAUUACCGGGACCACCGACGAAUUUGAAAGUGACUGAGAUCACGGCGACCUCGGUGCGUCUGAGCUGGUCCUACAACGGCCAGGAGGACCUCCAAUACUACGUGAUCCAAUUCAAGCCCAAAUAUGCCAACCAGGCGUACAGCGAGAUUUCUGGCAUCAUCACCAUGUACUAUUCCGUGAGGAACCUCAGCCCCUACACUGAAUACGAGAUGUACGUAAUCGCGCACAACGUUAUCGGUAGAGGACCUCCAAGCGCUCCAGCCAUCGUCACCACAGGCGAAACAGCUGAUUCUUCUUUUGGAGGUGCCAAACCUGGAACUGCGCCGAGGAAUGUUCAGCCAAAGCCAUUAAGCUCGACCACAAUGGUGGUGCAAUGGGACGAACCGGAAACGCCGAACGGACAAGUCACUGGCUACAAAGUUUACUACACGGAAAACUCGUAUUUGCAAAUGGCCCAGUGGAAGUCGCAGACCGUCGAUAAUAAUAGACUGACGACAAUCGGCGAACUGACGCCCCACACAAUUUACACAAUUAGAGUACAGGCGUUCACCUCCGUAGGGCCCGGACCGCUAAGUGCCCCCGUUCACGUCAAAACACAACAAGGUGUACCGAGUCAACCGACAAAUUUACGGGCGACGGACAUCGGCGAAACCGCGGUGACACUACAAUGGAGCAAACCGGCGCAUUCUGGUGAAAGUAUAGUGAGUUACGAAGUAUUUUGGAACGAUACCUAUUCAAAGGAGAGACUGCAUCGUCGAAUUUCCGUAUCCGAAUCGUACGUUCUGACCGGUCUCUAUCCGAACACCCUGUAUUACGUGUGGCUAGCGGCGCGUUCCCAGCGAGGAGAAGGAGCAACCACACCCCCGAUCCACGUCCGCACGAAGCAGUAUGUACCAGGCGCGCCGCCCAACAACGUUACCGGCGAAGCGGUAAGUCCGACGUCAAUCCAAGUCAACUGGGAGCCACCCCCGGCGGAACGCAGCAACGGGAAUAUUAUUUACUACAAGCUACAGUUCGUGGAGGCUGGAAGAUCGGAUAGCGAGGCCUCCAUCGUCCGUUUAAACGCCACUAGCUUUAUCCUAGACGAACUCAAACGCUGGGCAGAAUACAGGAUCUGGGUCCUAGCAGGGACAUCCGUCGGCGAUGGACCACCCUCCUAUCCCAUCACUGUGCGCACUCACGAAGAUGUUUUUCAAAUGCCGGGAGAUCCUCAGGAUGUUAAAGUUACCCCAAUCAAUUCCACGACCAUUAAGGUGAACUGGAUGCCGCCUCUUGCCAAAGACCGAAACGGGAUUAUUCGAGGUUACCACAUUCACGUGCAAGAAACCAAAGAUGAAGGCAAGAGUUUGUUGAAUGAUCCAUUGCGAUUUGAUGUACUCGGAGACUCUCUCGAGUUGAACGUUAGUGGUUUACAGCCCGACACAAAAUACUCGGUGCAAGUUGCUGCUCUAACAAGGAAAGGUGACGGCGAUAGGAGUCCUCCAGUUAGCGUUAAGACCCCGGGAGGUGUUCCAAAUAGACCGUCUUUAACAUUCAAGGUCAUCGAAAGGGAGCCAACUGUAUCUGUUGAGCUCGAGUGGUCGAGGCCGUCGCAAACUUACGGAGAACUCCAGGGCUACAGGCUUCGAUACGGCGUCAAAGAUCAAUUACUUAAAGAAGUACCACUUAAGGGCUCGCACACGCAGAUUUACAGGAUCAAAGACUUAGAACGCGGCGUCGAGUAUGAAUUCCGAGUGGCGGGUUUGAAUCAUAUAGGAAUAGGACAAGAGGCGAUUAAGUUUAUGAACACACCAGAGGGACCGCCGACCGGUCCCCCAACCAAUAUUAGUUUUCAUUUUCAAACUCCAGACGUGGUUUGUAUAACUUGGGAUCCGCCGACACGUGAACAUAGGAACGGUCAGAUUGUAAAAUACGAUAUCCAAUUCCACAAGAAGUCGGACCACACGAACAUCAUCGAAAGGAAUGUCAGCACCACGAAAGCGGUGUUCACGAAUUUGGAGGAGAAUACAGAGUACGUGUUCCAUAUCAAAGCGUAUACCAGUCAAGGUGCCGGACCCUACAGCGAGAAGAUUUCUAUGGAAACCGAAAGGGAUAUUGGUAGGGCUCCGAUGUCUGUGAGGGCUGUAGCUACAUCGGACACGAGCGUCGAGGUGUGGUGGGAGCCGGUGCCGUCACGCGGCAAAGUCAUUGGAUACCAAAUAUUCUAUACGAUGACGGCCGUCGAGGAUCUGGAUGAGUGGCAGCAGAAGAGCGUCGGUUUAACGGAGUCUGCCGAUUUAUUCAACUUGGAGAAAUUCGCGGAUUACGCGAUCGCCGUUGCUGCACGGAUGAAGAACGGCUUAGGAAGAUUAUCCGAGAAGGUAACGGUUAAAGUUAAGCCGGAAGACGUGCCGCUGAAUCUGAAAGCUCACGAUGUGACGACGCAUUCGAUGACAUUGUCCUGGGCUCCUCCAAUUAGACUAAAUCCAAUUAACUAUAAAAUUUCCUUCGACGCCAUUAAAGAGUUUGUGGAUUCUCAGGGGAUCACGCAAACGCAGAACAUACAGCGCGUGGAAGUCACUUUGAAGAACAAUAUCCGUUCGCACACAAUCAACGAAUUAUCUCCGUUCACUACAUAUAACGUAAACGUUAGUGCCAUUCCGACUGAUUACACCUACCGUCCGCCAACUAAAAUUACUGUUACAACACAAAUGGCUGCGCCUCAGCCGAUGGUACAGCCCGACUUCUACGGCGUCGUUAACGGCGAAGAGAUCCAAGUAAUACUACCCCAAGCCUCCGAGGAGUACGGUCCGAUAAGUCAUUAUUACUUGAUCGUCGUUCCCGAGGAUAAAGCGACAAUCCAGAAUAAUCCCGAUCAAUUCUUGACUGAAGAAAUGAUCGCCAACAAAGGUCACAAAGGGGAGAAUCCGAACGCUCCGUACAUCGCCGCUAAAUUCCCGCAAAGAAACAUUCCAUAUACAUUCCACCUCGGUACGGGCGAGGACUACGAUGGGUUCAGAAAUAGGAAACUGGAGCGCGGCAAGAAGUAUAAAAUAUUCGUUAGGGCCGUGGUGGAUACACCUCAGAAGAGUCUGUAUACGAGCAGUCCGUUCUCUGAAUUUUUAGCGUUAGAUAUGCGCGAGGUGCCGCCUGGUGAUCCUCCACUAAGGCCUAACCCGAACGUGCCUACAGACAACGACGUGAAAGUCAGUUCGCAGCAUAAGGAGGCUGGAGUCAUUUGGGUAGUUGUUCCCAUCAUCGCAGCGCUCGUUCUCUCCUGCAUCCUCGUCGUCAUAUUCAUACUGAAGAAGCGGAGACAGCCCUGCAAAACACCUGACCAAGCGGCCGUGACUAGGCCUUUAAUUGCCGCAGAUCUGAACAACAGCAUGGCUCCAAGUGAUCCAGUCGAAAUGCGUCGUUUGAACUUCCAGACGCCCGGCAUGAUGUCGCAUCCGCCCAUACCCAUCUCCGAAUUAGCAAACCACAUCGACCGAUUGAAAGCCAACGAUAACAUGAAGUUUUCACAGGAAUACGAGAGCAUCGAGCCCGGCCAGCAAUUCACAUGGGAUCAUUCCAAUAUGGAGGUGAACAAACCUAAGAAUCGUUACGCAAAUGUUAUAGCAUACGAUCAUAGCCGGGUGAUUCUGCAACCAGAAGAUGCGAUGCUUGGUAGUGAUUACAUCAAUGCAAACUACUGCGACGGCUAUCGAAAGCACAACGCGUACGUCGCGACGCAGGGUCCUCUGCAGGAGACCUUCUCUGAUUUCUGGAGGAUGUGCUGGGAACUGAGAACCGCAACCAUCGUGAUGAUGACCAAACUCGAGGAACGCACUAGGAUCAAAUGCGAUCAGUAUUGGCCAAGUCGCGGCACCGAGACCUACGGUUGCAUGACCGUAUCCAUCACCGAUGUGCAAGAAUUAGCAACCUACUGUAUACGGACUUUCCAAAUACACCGUCAAGGGCACAGCGAACGUCGUGAAAUCAAGCAGCUGCAGUUUACCGCUUGGCCGGACCACGGAGUACCAGAUCAUCCAGCUCCAUUCUUGCAGUUCUUAAGACGCGUCAGGAACAUGAAUCCUGCAGACGCUGGACCGCUUGUUGUACAUUGCUCUGCAGGAGUUGGACGUACCGGAUGUUUCAUCGUUAUUGAUUCAAUGUUGGAGCGAAUGCGUAACGAGAAGUCGAUUGAUAUUUAUGGACACGUCACCUGUUUACGAGCCCAACGCAAUUACAUGGUCCAGACGGAGGAUCAGUACGUGUUCAUACACGAUUCCUUGCUGGAGGCUGUUAUCUGCGGUAUGACCGAAGUUCCUGCACGCAACCUGCACUCGCACAUCCAGAAAUUGAUGCAGCCGGAGAUCGGCGAAAACACAACCGGUAUGGAGUUGGAAUUCAAGAAACUGAGCAACAUUAAGACUGAUUCAUCGAGAUUUGUGACUGCUAAUCUGCCGGCUAACAAGCAUAAGAACCGUCUGGUUCACAUCCUGCCCUUCGAAAGCACUCGCGUAUGUCUCACGCCAAUACGGAACGUCGAUGGUUCGGAUUAUAUUAAUGCGAGCUUUGUGGAUGGUUAUCGUUACCGGAAGGCAUACAUCGCGACACAAAGCCCGCUCCCAGACACCGCCGACGAUCUGUGGAGGAUGCUAUGGGAGCACAACUCGACUAUUAUAGUGAUGUUAACUAAGCUUAAGGAGAUGGGACGCGAGAAGUGCCACCAAUAUUGGCCAAGCGAUCGAUCCGUUCGCUAUCAAUGCUUCGUCGUGGAUCCAAUCGCCGAAUACAAUAUGCCGCAAUACAUCUUACGAGAGUUUAAGGUGACUGAUGCUCGAGACGGUUCAUCAAGAACGGUACGCCAGUUCCAAUUCACCGACUGGCCGGAACAGGGUGUCCCCAAAUCCGGAGACGGAUUCAUCGAUUUCAUCGGGCAAGUCCACAAAACUAAGGAGCAAUUCGGACAAGAUGGACCCAUCACCGUACAUUGCAGCGCCGGCGUCGGCAGAACCGGGGUGUUCAUAACAUUGAGCAUAGUCCUUGAAAGGAUGCAGUACGAAGGAGUGGUCGACGUAUUCCAAACAGCGAGGAUAUUAAGAACACAACGACCAGCCAUGGUGCAAACUGAAGACCAAUACCAAUUCUGCUAUCGUACAGCUUUGGAAUAUUUGGGCUCUUUCGAUCACUACACCAACUGAUCACCUCAUUAACACCUAGCUGCUGAAAACGAGCAGACAAUAACUGCCAGGAAUAAUAAAAAAAAGAAGAUUAUGAUGAAAAAAUAAAGGAUAAAUAAUUAAAGUAAAAGUUAAAAUUAAAUUUAAAGUGUUUGCCGAUUUCUUUUCGCAUCUCAUUACUGCCAUUCAGUCGGACAAUUUCGCCCAGUGCUAUGUUACUAAAUUUAAAGAAGAAAAAAAAGUAAUAGUGAAUAAAAUAAAAUGAAAUUUUAAAGAAGAAAAUUAAUUUUAAUGAAGAAUAAAAUAAUAAUACUUGAAGAUGGGGAGUGACCUUUUGUGUGAACUCUGUGCCUACGUUUGAAGAAAUGUAUAAGUAAUUGAUGAUGAUGAAAAAUAAAAAAUAAGAUGUAUAUGUUUGAUGAUGAAAAUGAUGAUGUUUAAGAAGAGAACACUAUCCAAUAAUAAAAGAAAUAUAUUAAGAAAAAUAUAUAAUAUAAAUAUAUUAAAAAUGUGCACAACUUCUGUGAAAGUUUUAGAACAAUUAAAAUAUUCCUUAGCAUAUCUUAUUUUUGUAU